Dreissena polymorpha is the source of this 11407-nucleotide messenger RNA. Its product is annotated as monocarboxylate transporter 10-like. NCBI's taxonomy places the organism in Eukaryota, Metazoa, Mollusca, Bivalvia, Myida, Dreissenidae. The record is from RefSeq and is a predicted model, not a curated record. Gene Ontology annotation, biological process: transmembrane transport. The transcript is spliced from 7 exons. Gene Ontology annotation, molecular function: monocarboxylic acid transmembrane transporter activity. The coding region runs from base 800 to 2629 and encodes 609 amino acids.
UGUUUAGUAUCCGACGAUUACGAUUUGUUAAAGCCAUUGUGUUGUCAGUCUCUCUUUCACAAUUACAUAGCUUUCAAGUUUGCGAAAACAAGGAAGUCAACUGGGCCAUACCGUGACGUCACUACGUUAGAAGCGACACUUGUGGACAUAACGGUGUCACACCGGUCUUUACUGACAAUAACGUAGUGACGUCACCAUCUAUGUAUAGAAUGGACAUAACGGUUAAUACCAGCUUCUGCACCCGGAAAUAACUGUAACAAAAAAAUCAUAAUUCGUGAUCCAUAUUUUAGCGUGGUUGGAUUUUUCCUAUAUAUUUGUUAAUAACAUUUAAAUUAAAUUGCGUACAGCUAGCGUGUACACACUUAAACCUAAUUGCGCUGUAGGACUCUCAAGAUUUAGCACGGGUUUAACAGCUGAUCGCUGACUCCUGAGUCAUCAUGCAUGUCGAACAGCUGAUCGCUGUAACUUUGAAAGCAGCGUAGUACUUAGUCUGUAGUGUCCAUACAGCUGUGUGACCUGAAUAACUAUCAUCUACAUCUAUCUAUCGACCUUACUAUUGAGAUUUAAUUUACAUUGAUGAACUAGAGUAUAAAUGCAAACAUGGAAAGUUACCGCAAGAUAAAAUGAUGUACAAGUAUCUGAUACAGUGUAUGAAAGAGACGUAGCAGGAGGAGUACCAUUAUUUUCCUUGUUAUCAGAUUACAACUUGUGCGCAGUUUCAGAUUGUAUUUGACAUGUGAGUCUUGUUACUGUCUUGAACACAGCAAGGAUUUAAGUGGUGCAACUAUUACCGUGGUCAAUGAUGGGGAAGUCUGGAACUAGAGAAAUAGGGAAACGUUUCUUUUGGCAGAAAAAAGGAGACGUGAAAAGUCAUGAAUCUGAAAAUUUGAAUGCAGUUGAUGAUAGAAAUGGAGAACUGCCUAAUGUGACUGAUUUUGUGCCACCUGAUGGGGGGUGGGGCUGGAUUGUGUGCCUGACCUCUCUGUGGGCUAAUGGCACAGUGUUCGGUGUUAUUAACACAUUUGGAAUCAUCUAUGUUAAGAUGAGAGAUGAAUAUGGAAAGGAUGACCCAGAUGUGUCAUUGAAAACAGCGUUUGUCGGGUCGACAUGCACUGGGGUGACCUUUCUAAUGUGUACCAUGUCCAGUAUCCUAAGUGACAGAAUUGGAAUACGUCCGACAGCGGUCACAGGUGCCGUACUGUCCACAAUCGGACUCGCGUGCAGCAUGUUCAUCCAGAAGCUGGAACUUCUUUACCUUACAUAUGGUCUCAUAUUAGGGCUUGGAUCUUCGAUGGUGUAUUCACCAUCACUCGUCAUUCUUGGGCAUUACUUCAAAAAGCACAUGGGGCUCGUGAAUGGAAUAGUGGCGUUUGGAAGUUCCCUGUUUACCAUUUGCCUCACCAGGAUAUUACCUCUUUUGCUGGAGAGCAUUGGAAUCAAGUACUGCUUCCUGUUCCUAUCAGGGCUCCAUUGCAUGCUCAUUUUGUUCACGUUGACGUGGAAACCGAUGUACCAGCAUGAUCGCCAUCUGGUCUCUCUAACGUUGUCAACCGAAAGCGUGUACCAGCAUUGCGAGGAUUGCUGCACGUGGACAAAAAGAUUCCUUAAUGUGAAAAUCUGGAAGAAUAGAGCGUAUGUGAUCUAUAUAGUGUCACUUGGUGUAGCCUUGUUUGGAUACUUUGUACCCUUCUUCCAUCUGCCCAAGUACACUGCUGACAACUUCCCAGGUGCAGAUGGUAGUCUUUUAAUCCUGUCGCUAAGCAUCACAUCAGGUGUCAGUAGAAUCUUGUGCGGAAAAAUCGCGGACACGCAAUGGGUGAGCAGAAUCAAAAUGCAGCAGCUGGCUUUUCUAGUUUUGGGUAUUUCGACAGCGUGUAUUCCAUUUGCGUCCAAGUUUGGAGCGCUCAUUGGGAUCAGCCUCUUAAUGGGGGUCUGUGAUGGGGUGUUUGUGUGCCUACUGGGCCCCAUCGCAUUUGACAUCGUGGGACCUGCGGAGGCCUCGCAGGCUAUUGGCUUCCUAUUGGGCAUCUUCAGCAUCCCUUUCACAGUAGGACCACCUCUGGCAGGCUGGAUGUACGACUACUUUGGUGAUUAUAGAAUAGCAUUUCACAUUGCUGGGGUGCCACCCAUCCUAGGGGCCAUCAUCAUGUUCCUCAUUCCAAAACUGGACCAGAGUUAUCCAGCAGUUACAGAAGCAAUGGAAUUUGCAUCUGUCUCAAAUAUAGAUGUCUUCAAAGAUGUUACAGUUUCAGCGUCAGCUUCAAGUCUCCGACACCAAGUGCUCAUGAAAGCACCUGCCAAGUCAGGCCCAGCAACUGAAAUGCAGGUGCUCACGUCACAAGAACUGCUGGUGUUUUCAAAACCUCACAAAGACACCAAGGUCAAGGACACCAAGGUCACAGGUCACAUGGAGGAAGAGGCCACGCCAAUGCUCCAAGGUCACCAGAAGGUCACGGAAACCCACACGAUCGAGGACUCUUCUUUGCAAGCCCAUAUCAGUGUAGGAACCUCUAUUAAAGCAGAUGACCAGAAUGCCUUUGCUGUUGACGAUGCCUUGUUAAACAAGAUUGAGGAACAAAUGGAGGCAAAGAAAGUGUUGUUUGACAGUGAGGAGAAAACAACUAUCUAAAUAGUAAUGCAGAUAGACAUAUUGUUUUAAAGUAAUUGCUUAUUGAAGCACAAAGGGCAGGUAGGAGGAACGCAAAGGAAGGGUUAUUUGGCAUUAAGGAAAUGGCAUUAAUAUAAAUGAAAACAUGGAUGCAUUGCCAAAAAAAACUGUAUUUGUAAUAGCUAUUUUGAGCACACAGUGCGGAUUGAACAAUGCAUAGUAGUAUUCACAUUAUAGUUGAUCAUUUCAUUAUAAUAUGGGCCGUGCUCUGGGAAAAGGGGGUUUAAUGAAUGUGCCUAAAAUGUCGUCCCAGAUUAGCCUGUGCAGUCCGGACAACACUUUCCGCUUGUAUGGUAUUUUAUGUUUUAAGAUAGUCUCUUCUUAGGAAAAAUCCUGUUUAGGCUUUUCACAGAGCAAGUCCCAUCUGUAAUAUUAUGAUAAAUAAGAUAGAUUUAAAGUUUACCUCAGUUCUAGGGCAUUAAUGAAGUUCUUCAAAUAAAUAAGGCCCCAAAAUCACUUGCAUUUGCUUUUUUGGUGCAUUUUGUGCCAAGCAUAUUAAGUUUCAGCCAGGUGACAGUAUUUUUUUGUGAUUUAAGCAGGUGCCGUUUGUGAGUGAACAAUAAUAUAUUACGUGUAAUUUGUAUGUUAAUUAAUUGAUUGACAAUUCAGUGCAGUCAAUGAAAAAGCCUGUUUGCAUUUUUAAUGGAAGGAAACCGCUUUAAAAGCAUUUACAAGAUUUAAUGCAGGUGCUUCCCAGGAUUUGUAUGGAAAUAAAAUGUAAUUUUGGGCAGAUUGUGUUCCAGAAUGUAAUUUUAUUUUUUCAAACUUCAUAAAUAGAAGGUUCUUUCCAAACUGGAUGUGCCAAGUAAUGAAGUUGUAGUAAGUUUAACCCAUUUAUGCUUAGUUGGCUCUCCCAUCCUUCUAAAUUGGAUUAAUUUAUUUCCAAAAUUAGGGAUGUCUAUAUACUUAUUUUUAUAUUUAGAAUAUUUCUUACAGAAAUUCCUUUAAGCAAACAGCGCAGACCCUGAUAAGACGCCGAAAGACGCAGCAUCAUGCGGCGUCUCAUCUGGGUCUACCUAGUAUACUUAUUUUUAUAUUUAGAAUAUUUCUUACAGAAAUUCCCUUAAGCAAACAGCGCAGACCCUGAUAAGACGCCGCAUCAUGCGGCGUCUCAUCUGGGUCUACGCUGUUUGCAAAAGCCUUUUUUCUAGACGCUAGGCAUAAAUGGGUUUACCAAGUUUUAGCUUUUAUGGAACUAGAUUUUUCAUUUAGCUUUUUCGUUUGUGCUUUUGAGGCAGAAGAUUUUCAGUGUUUAAAGUAGCUGUGAUUUGAUGGAUCUCCUGAUAAUGCCAAGCUAGACUCAAAAGUAAAGCAAUAUUCUUUAUCUUAGUUUUAAUUAUAAUAAUAAGUUCAUAAACAAGAGCCCUGAGCAGUAGUUAUAGCAUUGAUUUUUUCAACCACUUCAAUUAAUGUUCUGUGGCAAUGAAUUGAUGAUUUGAUACAAAGCUCUGUUGUUAGUGUUUGAAUGCUUGCUUUCGACUUUAUUUUUUUCAAGAGGUAUAUAUUGUUUUUAAGUAUUUUGAUGUAUAUGUGUAUUCUUUUCAGAUUUUUUAACUAAGGGCAAAAUGUUGUUGUUAAGGUUUAAGGUUUGCACUAUAAUCACAUGAAUUCAUCAUUCAUAUAGUCAGUAUACUGCUUAGUUUCUUUUUGUAUUCAUAAUUUUAGAUAAAACAGCAGCACUCUAGUAACACAGAGCUUAAUGCAUGCGUGUUAACCCUUUGCAUGCUGGGAAAUUUGUCAUCUGCUAAAAUAUUGUCUGCUUAAAUGUCGUCGGCUGGAGUUCAAAAAUUAGCAUUUUCUUCAAUUUUUUCAAAGAAUACUAUCAGAAUAGCAAACCGUUUGGAUCCUGAUGAGACGCCACUUUCUGUGGUGUCUCAUCUGGAUCCAAACUGUUUGCAAAGGCCUUAAAUAUUCGGUUCCCGCAUUGUAAGGGUUAAUUAAUGUCCCAGAUUUGCUUCACGUUUCACGGCAUUCUGCAAAGGCUAAUCAGGGAUGGCACUUUACGCCUUAACUGCAUUUUCAUUAAGAAGAGAAUUUCUUUAUAAUUUAUUUUAAUUCAAAGCGGAAAUCGUCAUACCUGAUUAGCCUACACAUGCUACUCUGGCACAGCACUUUACGCACAUGCAUUUAGCCCCAUUUUUCCAGAGCUUCGCUAAUUUUAUAGAUUAGCAGGUCCCUUUCAGUGCCUCGAAUAUCACCAAAGCCAUGUUUUUUCAAAUAGCAUUUAAAGUUUGUCAUAAGGCUCCAAACAUUAACAUCAUUUUUAUGUUAUUAUGUUAGUGUUAUUAUUUUGUUUAAAUUUUUAUGUAAUUAUAUUACACGUGUCAACAAAUACAUAAAUAAACCUUGUCAUGUAGGUUGUAAAGAAAGUGGAAGAAAAAUAAAGUGGGAUUAUGGCCAGUAUUGGAAAACCUCUUACUUGAUUUAUUAAUACAGAUUCUAGUGAACAAAACGAUUUAAAACAUUGUUAAGUGAAGUUAUUACAAACUUAACAAUUGAUAAUGAUAACUAAACUUAUAUUUGUGUAAACAUAGUACAAGACGCAGUAUUUUUUUGCAUAUAUGUCACAAAAAUGUUUUCUUAGUCUGUAGUGUUAUUUUGGUGUAUGUGCCAGUUAUAUUUUAAAUGUGUUUAAUUGUUAUAAUUUCUAAUAACCCAAAGCAUUGUUUUUACAAACUGCCUUGAAAAUAUAAAUUAAAACAAGAUAUUCCAGUAAAGGGGCUUGCUAGCUAAGUUGGUAGAGAGCUUGACUACAAAUCCAAGGAUUGAGGGUUUGAUCCCCAGCCGGAUUACAUUACUUGUGAUGGGAAUGCUCAGGAAAUUCUUUCUAUCACCAUCAUCCCCCUAUCUCUGUCUUUAAAGUAGGGCAGUUGUCAGUUACUAACAUAAGUAUGUUCAAUUAGCAUUGGUAAACAAGAUAUCCCAGGAAAGGUGUUAUUUAGUGAACUGACCACUGAAACAGUGAUAAAUCCAAAUUAACAAACAAACAUAAAACUAGAUGUAGAGAUGCUUACUGCAGUAUUACAAUGUCUGUCAUGGAACUGUCUCGCACUUGUUAUAUUAAAAGUAUUUCAUUUGCAUAACAUUAUAAACAAGAUUGGUAUGAGCAAAGUGAAACUUAUUCAGUGUCUUCACUUAAUACUAUGACCUCAAUUAAUUGCCAUACAGAUGUCAAGUCACCUAUUAGUGCCAUUUAGAUGCUCUGUCAUUAACUUUAUAAUCAGUUAUGUGUCAAACUUGAAGCACUCCUAUGAAUAUUGAUUAAGAUAAAAUGUUGAAAUUCUUCAGUUAUUACUCAUUAAAAACGUCUUCCUUAUAUAUUUUUUAGUCACUAAAAGCUUUGACUUAACCAAAUUGAAAUAUAUUUUACAGCAUAUGUUUUACCUGCUCUUGGUAAAUGAUUUAUCUUAACCAACUGAGAGAACAACCAUUGUUCUGUUUGCAUAGUUGGCAUGGGGCUCCGUAACCUUAGCAGCUUUUAUCUUAAAACAACCAUAAUAUGUAUGAAAGUAUGGUACAGGUCCAAUAUUCUUUGGAAAAUACACAUCAGAAAUAAUCGUAUAUGCUGAGUUUUGCUUUGUGUAUGUUCAUAGUUAAGUUGUUCUGUACACCCCUAGGGACCAUUGGCACUCAAGGAAUGCCUGAUAGUCCAUUCUUGAUCAUAAUCCUGAACAGUCUUUUACAAACUUGACAAAGCUCUGAUCAAAGUUUUUUCAGCAGGGAUGAAACCCCACCCAAAACAAGUAGUUAAUUUUCAUGCCCAUACACAAGUGCUGCAUGUUUGAACAUUGUUUUUGUUAGGAUUUUAUGGACUGAAUCUGUUAUUGCUGUGUUUUGAUUAGAUACAUGAAGAUACCUGUUAAUUAUUUAUCAAUUUGAUUGAUGCUGUGAUAUUCAGAUAUGCCAACGAAACUGUCCCUCAUACAGUACAUGUUAUAUUAUUUAAGUGUUAUAUCAAAUAUACUUCUUGCUGUGAUGUUCUAUUGGAACACUGUGACUGUGACAUUGAUCCUUGUGUCUGCUUUCCAAAUAGUCCAUGAUACAAGUAUUGUUGUUGACCUUUAUACAUAUCCGCAAACUCAUAGGCCAUUUAUUUUUUGUUACUUAGCAAACUCAUAGGCCAUUGAUUUUUUGUUACUUGUUUAAUGAGCUUUUUUGAAAAACAAUGUGAUGGGAAAAGAACUAACAUUUAAUUCACCCUUUUUACAAUACUAUUUUUAUACAAUACAAAUUUAAAAUAUUUUUUAAUGGAAAUACUAUUGUUGUGUGUUUUGUUGUAGAUUACUGUGAAACCAUUUUUUUUCGUCAGCACGAAAUUUCGUCCUUUUUAAAAAAAAUGACUAUUUUGUCAGCACUUAAAUUCUUCCAUUUCUGGUUUUGAAAAAAAGCGUCCGAUUUGUUUGUAAUGUUUGUAAUACAUGUAAUACGCGGUUGCGAAAAAAUCGUGCUGGGGAAAGAGGGGUGACACUUGGUAGUCACUUGCAGGAGGUGGGCCUUGUUUGGCAUAUGCCCAUUAACAAGUCUGUUAUUUCAGGUGAUAGUAACUGUCCCUUAUUAUUUUAUGUCAUUGACACGUUCUUUGUUAUGAUUAGCGGAUAAGUGGGACUGAAUAACCGUUAAAAUGUGUUUUAAACAACGUAGCCAAUUGCCAAUUAGUCUUUUUCCAUUACAAUCAAGGACAACCAAACACAAAUCAAUAUGUUCUUUAUUAAUUUGUAAUAAAAGCGCAGAAUAUAUUUCAGUCAGGUGUUGAUCACACAUCGCCAUAUUUUAAUUGCGUUUAAUAGUAUUGUCUUUAAUCCGGAUUCGCCGCGUGUUGGCUGUAUAAUCUGCAACACCCAUGAAAAACACAAUACACACAAUGGGUAAUUAAGUUGUUAACAAUUAACGCUAAUCAACACUAUUAUACCUGAACGAAGUCGACGCAUUCGAUACAGCCUUAUUGCAUUCGCGUUUUACAGGAAAUGUCAGUUGUCAGUACACUGUAUAAUGUACACCUCUUUGUGUCAAAACCGGAUUUAACUUGAGUGUGAAUAGUCGAAUGUUUCAUGUUCUUUGUAUCAAUACCAUCCGGGUAUCUGUACUAUAAGUAUAAUAGUCUACAAACAAGGUGCGCGCUUCCGCAUAUGGGUAUUCGGACGUUCAAAAAAUUGACCUACGGUUUAGCGUUCACGCCGUCGAACGCAUUUAGCAAUAUAACUCGUUUUUUCCCCACUAUUUCUUUUCUUGCAAAAAAUACUAGUGGCUUAUAACUUACCUUGCAAUCUUGUUUUCUCGCAUUUUGCGAGUGUUAAUUUCGAGCCCUGUGUAUAUGCGUGGAUUUCGCUGGAUUUAAAUGCCUCAUGCCUACGGUAAUUCAGUCUUUGGUUCAAAUAUGGGACAUGAUUGUUCUUUAAGAUCUUGAAUUCGUCCAUCGGUCGAAGGACGAAAAAGACGAAAAUUAAUGUCUUGACGAUUAAUAAUGGUUUCACAGUAUCCAGAAAACCAUGGUCCAUAAACAGCAGUUGUUGUUUCUGUCUUGUUGUCUUGUUGUUAGGGAGUGUUGGGGGUAUAUGAAAACAUAUUUGACAUGGCAUUUGAUUAACUCAUAGUGGUUGGAUUGACAAAGCAAUAAAGUAAUGGAGCACAAGGAUCAACAAUCUAAUCAAUCAAGCAAUUUUUGUUCAGUUGUUUAUAAAAACAUCAUACUGAAAGUAUGGUCUUUCUGUAUCUACAGUAGUGUAGCUUCUAUUAGUAAAUUGUUGUUUACAUCAACAAAUAAUGCUAUUCACCCUUUACAAACAGUUUUAAAUUGAAGUUUCAAUAAUUAAUGUCAUUAAAAGUUAUAUACUAAUAGUGCAGUUAAAGUUAAUUAUAUAUUGUUUAACCUAGUAAAGAUAUGUUAUUUUAUAUUUUGGUAUUUAAAUUAGUUCAUGUUUGGAUAAAAAAAAGUUACGUUCUAUAUUAUAUAUGAUAAUUUUUGUUUCAGAAAUAUGUUGUAUAAUUGUUAACUGUAUCUGUUAAGUAUGUGUUUACAGUAUUUGUAUAGCUUUUACCUAUUGUACUUUAUGUAACUUCCUUUCCUUUUAAGCAGUCAAUUGUUUUGUUAUGUUAUUAACAAUGCUAUUGUAUGUAACAACAAAAUUAACAAUUUGCAUUUUUAGCUCACCUGAGCACAACGUGCUCAUGGUGUUCUUUUGUGAUCGCCUUUUGUCCGGCGUCCGGCGUCAACAUUUGUUUUGUUAACACUCUAGAGGCCACAUUUAUUGUCCAAUCUUCAUGAAAUUUGGUCAAAAGAUUGGUCUUAAUAAUAUCUUGGAUGAGUUCGAAAAUGGUUAAGUUAGCUUGAAAAACAUGGCUACCAAGGGGUGGGGCAUUUUUCCUUAUAUGGCUAUAGUAAAAUCUUGUUAACACUCUAAAGGCAAAAUUUAUUGUCCAAUUUUCAUGAAACUUAGUCAGAAGAUUCAUCCCAAUAAUAUCUUGGACGAGUUCGAAAAUGGUUUCGGGUUGGUUGAAAAACGUGGCCGCCAGGGGGAUGGGCAUUUUUCCUUAUAUGGCUAUAGUAAAACCUUGUUAACACUGUAGAGGCCACAUUUAUUUUCCGAUCUUCAUGAAACUUGGUCAGAAGAUUUGUCCCCAAGAUAUCAUGGAUGAGUUCAAAAAUGGUAACCUUUGCUUGAAAAACAUGGCUGCCAAGGGGCAGGGCAUUUUUUCUUAUAUGGCUAUAUAUGGCUAUAGCAAAAUCUUGUUAACACUCUAGAGGCCACAUUUAUUCUCCAAUCUUCAUGAAACUUGGUCAGAAGAUUCAUCCCAAUAAUAUCUUGGAUGAGUUCGAAAAUGGUUCCGUUUGGUUGCAAAACAUGGCCGCCAGGGGGCGGACAUUUUUUCUUAAAUGGCUUUAGUAAAACCUUGUUAACACUCUAGAGUCAACAUUUAUUUUCCGAUCAUUAUGAAACUUGGUCAGAAGAUUUGUCCCAAUGAUAUCUUGGAUGAGUUAAAAAAUGGUAACCUUUGCUUGAGAAACAUGGCUGCCAAGGGGCGGGGCAUUUUUCCUUAUAUGGCUAUAAAUGGCUAUAGUAAAAUCUUGUUAACACUCUAGAGGCCACAUUUAUAGUCCAAUCUUCAUGAAACUUGGUCAGAAGAUUUAUUCCAAUAAUAUCUUGGACGAGUUCGAAAAUGAUGCUGGUUGGUUGAAAAACAUGGCCGCUAGGGGAUGGGGCAUUUUCCAUAUAUGGCUAUAGUAAAACCUUGUUAACAGUCUAGAGGACAUUUGAUUUUUACGAUCUUCAUGAAACUUGAUCAGAAGAUUUGUCCCAAUGAUAUCUUGGAUGAGUUUGAAAAUGGUAACCUUUGCUUCAAAAACAUGGCUGAAAAGGGGCGGGGCAUUUUUCCUUAAAUGGCUAUAGUUCAAUCUUGUUAACACUCUAGAGGCCACAUUUACUGUCCCAUCUUCAUGAAACUUGGUCAGAACAUUCAUCCAAAUAAUAUCUUGGACGAGUUCAAAAAUGAUGCUGGUUGGUUGAAAAACAUGGCUGCCAGGGGGCGGGGCAUUUUUCCUUAUAUGGCUAUAGUAAAACCUUGUUAACACUCUAGAGACCAGAUUUAUUUUCCGAUCUUCAUGAAACUUGGUCAGAAGAUUUGUCCCAAUAAUAUCUUGUUAUCUCAGGUGAGCGACUUUGGGCUUUUCAGGUCCUCUUGUUUAUUUUAUUAGUGUCCUCUUAGUGGUUUAAUUGUAGAUUGCCAAUUUGAGGCGCAUCUAGAGUUAAACAUGAAACCAUUUUAUCUGAUAAAGAAAUGAGCCUCUUUUCUGGGACAACAGGGCUUUAUACAUUUGCGUUACAUGUAGUCUGAUAUAAGCCUGCGCAGUCCACACAGGCUAUCAGGGAAAACAAAUUCUGCUUUAUGGAAGUUUUCAAUUUAAGGAAGUCUCUUUUUGGAACAAAUCCAGUUUAAGCGUAGUGUCUUUCCAUAAAAGCUUGUGCACACUGCACAGGCUACUCUGGGACUACACUUUACACACAUGCAUUAAGCCCAGUUUUCCCAGAGUGAGGUUAGAAUGAUAAGCAUGUAGAACAGUUUCAUGUUCAAUCCUCAGCAAGGGAUGAAAUUUUGAUCCAGCCUUCUGAACGUCAAUGUUCAAAACUAAGUGAAAACAUGCUUACCAAGCGCACAGUAAAUGUAAAAUUUUACAUUGAGUUCAAACUUGAACAUAAUUUAAUGCAUUUCCUACAAACAAUUAAGCUUAAUUUUAAUUUUUAUAAAUAAUUAAGAAUUGUUAUUUUAGUUAACUUAAAACCAUUUAUGUCCUCAAGUGAUCACAUUGUUUAUUCAUGCACACAUGGGGAUCGUUGAAGUAAAUACAGACAGUCCAGUUUUAAUGCUUUUUUAACAGGAAAUGAAUAUUGAAUAAAUAAUUGAAUUAACUGUAUUGCAAUUACAACUUGCCAUUAUAUUUAAAUGACAUGUCUCUCAGUUUAAAUGAAAUUCAUUAGCCUAUGAUAUUAGCUAACCUGAAAGUGAAAUACUUGAUUAGCUAUGAGUAAAUGGAAACUCGUGCAGCAUUCAUGAUAAAGGCAAUUCUCUAGGUAUCAAAUCUAGACCAAACUUUCUGAUACUCAAGAAAUCACUGUUAACUUGUCUGAUAUGAUAAGACAAUUCUAGACUUGAUUGCCCCCUUUUCAUGCAACAACUAUGCUAAGUGGCCUCUUGCCUAUAUAUAGACUGUACUAAAAAAUUGAAUAAAUUGAGAACGUUGCAGAA